Marchantia polymorpha subsp. ruderalis is the source of this 2613-nucleotide messenger RNA. The record is from the annotation of a GenBank genome assembly. NCBI's taxonomy places the organism in Eukaryota, Viridiplantae, Streptophyta, Marchantiopsida, Marchantiales, Marchantiaceae.
UGCGCGUAGUAGAUGCAAAAAGCCUGCCCCGCCGGCUGUACAUUCACGUCGCCGCUAGUCGACAGCCGUUUCGUCCGAAGUCCGAGUUCGGGCUCUGUGAUUGAGUGGGUCAUUCUCAAGCAUCGUCUCGACGGUUGGGCUGGCGUAUAUUUCUGGAAAGUAGCGUAUGUACAUACGAUACUGUAGGAGAGGGGCAGGCUGCGGAGCUUGUGACUGGAAUGUGCGCGUUUGAAUGCGGUGGAGCUGUGACAUCGUGAGGAGUGUGCCAGGUCUGACGAUUCGGUCGUCUUUCGGGGAAGGGAAUUUGCCGGGUUCAGGCACUGAGCCGUCAAUUGAGGAUUUCGGAGCUCGUGAGGUUCGACAUGGUGGUAUAAAUGCGUUCUGCUUUUGUGGUCAUGGGGUGCCCAAAUCGGAUCCAUCUCUUACCCGAGCUGGUCUGCUUCAUCACGGGCUCGCUAUGGGUGUAUAUCGAAGGCUGAAAUCCGCUUAAAAAUUCAAAGAAGGUUUUUGAAUUUGAAAAUCAGUUUUUGGUUGUCCCGAAGAAGCGACUACACAUUUCGUUCAAGAGUGCGAGAUAGUGGGUGUUGGCAAUUCGUCGAAACUAUCAUGAUGACUGAACCACUCAGAAGCAAGAUGGAGAAAGAUGAAAAUGUGGAGCUUAUGGAGGAAAUGCUCAUUCCGGAGUACAUACUAAAUCGAGAGAAGGCCCCGUCGAAUGCAAACCAGAUUACGUGCCCAGAGUCACCUGUUCUAGUUUUCAUAAAUACCAAGAGUGGAGGUCAGUUGGGUUCGCAGAUACUCCCACACUUUCGAGCCCUUUUGAACCCAAAGCAGGUUUUCGAGCUUCCCGCGGACAAUCCUGAAGAAAUUCUGCGAGACUUUUUGAGUCAUCUUGAGAAAUUGAAGAGGCAUGGUGACCCAGUUGCUACUGCGAUUAGAGCGAAACUGCGUAUUGUGGUGGCUGGAGGAGAUGGAACCCACGGCUGGUUGCUUGGAGCUGUCGCUGACUUGAAAUUAAAGGACCUCCCUCCUGUUUCCACUGUACCCCUGGGCACGGGGAAUAAUCUUCCCUUCUCGUUCGGAUGGGGAAAGAAAAAUCCCACACCAACGGUGGAGUCUUGUCGUGAUAUUUUGUUGAAGACUGCCGAUGCAUCACCAAUGCCUGUGGACAGAUGGCACGUGGUCAUACGCAUGUCUAAACCCUUGGAAGACAGCCCCUUGUCGGAGAUGAAGUCAUCAAAAUUGUUGGCGUCGAAUACCUUGAAAACUCACGAAUCGUUUUCCCGUGUCCCAGAAAACACUGAGAGCUAUCAGGAGGGUCAACAUUCUUAUCAAGGAGGUUUCUGGAACUAUAUGAGUAUAGGGAUGGACUCACAAGUAUCUUACGCAUUCCACACAAUGCGAAACAAACAUCCAAAAUAUUUCAAAAAUCAAAUUAUGAAUCAGGGUCUGUAUGCCUUUUUUUCCUGCUGGCAAGGCUGGUUUUGUGCUCCCUGCUGUCAUCCCCGAUCCAAGAAUAUAAACACGCUGGCAAACAUUUUUACAGCCAGAUACGAUGGUCAGUGGGACAAACUCCAUAUAUCAAGGAGAAUAAGAUCCAUUGUGAUAUUAAAUCUUCCAAGCUUUUCCGGAGGUUUUAAUCCGUGGGGUACUCCCAGUGGCGAUAAAGCUAAGGAGAGACAUUUAACUGCCCCUUUUGUAAAUGACGGGCUCAUAGAGAUAGUUGGCUUCACAGAUGGAUGGCAUGGCGCAUCCAUGAUUUUUCCUCGGGCUCACGGUACCAGAAUAGCUCAGGCCCAUAAAGUCAAAAUUGAGUUUCACAAAGGUGGGGAAGACCACACUUAUAUGCGAGUGGACGGAGAGCCUUGGCAACAAGAGCUACCACUUGACACGGAUCCCACAGUCAUGGAGAUCACUCACAAAGGUCAAGCUGUAAUCUUAGCCUCCGGGGACUGUGUUGCAAAAAUCAUUCCAGCGGACGAGUCAGCAAAGAUGAAUUUGCCAAUUUCGCAAGCAACGGUCGCCGAUGAGCAGAAACAACAGGGUUCAGCUUCAAGAAAAUCUCGGCACUCGAAGAAAGUGUAGAAUGAUGUUAAGACAUCCUCGAGAGCAGAUUUCUUGAGUCAAAACUGAGGUCUUGAUAAAGUUGUAACUCGAUUUGGACAGAAAAAAUAGCAAAUGCUAAUGUCUUUUCAACCCUUGCACAUGUUCUCCACAUCUGGAACACUAGGUCAACGAAAAUCAAUUCUGUUCGGUCUAUAGAUACGUAGAGCACAGUGGUCUAGGACGAUAUUUUGUUGGAAACUUAUGAUUUUCUCGUGUAGAGUAUGAGUGAAGGGCUGUAGAGCUUCGUCAUUGCCUCUCACCAUUGUUUUUGUCAUGUAGAUAGGAUCUGGGAUCAGUGAAACACACCUCGCUGUAAAUAUUAUGGUCAAAAUCAACCGUAAAUCUUCUUCACUUUUAGUACUAAUAAGAGGCCUUCUUUUGGGUUUCUAUGAGAGCCUGACAUCAGUGAUCUGUAAGCUUUUUGUGUCUUGCGCGGCGACGAGAGGCUGUAGGAUCUGUAUUUCCUUGUUAUGACCUAUUCCGGUCUAUAAAGAUGACAUUUCGCGG